Messenger RNA from Amaranthus tricolor (Joseph's coat), 1521 nucleotides. RefSeq lists its product as uncharacterized. Gene Ontology annotation, biological process: aromatic amino acid biosynthetic process. Lineage: Eukaryota; Viridiplantae; Streptophyta; Magnoliopsida; Caryophyllales; Amaranthaceae. Gene Ontology annotation, molecular function: 3-dehydroquinate synthase activity; oxidoreductase activity. The record is from RefSeq and is a predicted model, not a curated record. Bases 54 to 1283 code for a protein of 409 amino acids. The transcript has 11 exons.
ACCCAAUUUAGAUUUUAGAAGAUAUGGCACAAGAGUAGCGCGUAUGCUCAGAUAUGGCUUUCUCAUCAGGCGUUUUCCGCUUUGUCAGUCCAAAUUCUGAAGCGUCUCCCAUUUUAUCCUCUAAUUUCAGAUUGAAAACUGGGAAAUGCGACUGGAUAAACAGUAGUAAGAAAAAGAAUUUGCAAACGAAUUGUUGUUUGAAAAUGAAUUCCAAGAAAAAUGGAGAAUCGAAGUUAGUUUGGAUAUGGACUGAGAAUAAGCAAGUCAUGACAACUGCUGUAGAAAGAGGAUGGCAGACUUUCAUUUUUGAUGUCAACUCUAGAGACCUUGCCAAAGAUUGGUCUUCUAUUGCAUUGAUAAAUCCUCUGUUUUUUAAAGAUGGAGCACUGUUAGACAUGGAGAAUAGAAGUGUUGCCUCAUUCUUUGAGAUUUCGUCUCCUCAACAUUUGGAUCAAGUACUUUUGGUAGAUGAGUCGCAGAACACAGUCAUUCAUUUACUAGAUUGGCAGGUGAUACCUGCAGAAAAUAUUGUCGCUGCUAUCCAAGGAAAUGGCAAGAGAGUUCUUGCUGUUGCUGAAACUGUCGCAGAGGCGCAAAACUUUUUAGAGGCUGUGGAACAUGGUCUUGGUGGUGUUGUCUUAAAAGUUCAGGACAUAGAUCCAAUUCUCCAGUUAAAGGAAUAUCUUGAUAGGAAGAGUGAGGCGAGAAAUUGUUUGACAUUGACAAAAGCGACUGUAAAUCUAAUACGUAUGGCUGGAAUGGGUGAUCGUGUUUGUGUGGAUCUUUGUAGCAUUAUGAAUCCUGGAGAAGGACUUCUGGUGGGUUCCUUUGCUCGGGGACUAUUUCUUGUUCACUCUGAGUGCCUGGAGACGGAUUAUAUUGCUAGUCGACCCUUUCGUGUCAAUGCGGGGCCUGUUCAUUCAUAUGUUGCUGUUCCUGGUGGAAAGACUUGCUACCUGUCUGAGCUAAAAGCUGGGAAAGAGGUGCUUGUGGUGGACCAGAAUGGACAACAGAGAACUGCAAUUGUUGGCCGGGUUAAAAUAGAGACCAGACUGUUGAUCCUUGUAGAGGCAAAGGAAAAUUCAUCUGGUGAAAGUUUUUACAGUAUUCUCCUACAGAAUGCAGAGACAGUUGGUUUUGUUUCUCCUCUUGGAGGACAUGGUAAUCAAAGGACAGUAAUUCCCGUGACUUCUCUAAAGGUUGGUGAUGAAAUUUUGCUCAGAAAACAGGGUGGUGCUCGGCACACUGGGAUAGAGAUUCAAGAAUUUAUUGUCGAAAAGUAAAGAUUGUGAUGAACUUCUUGAGCAGGGUGGUGGGAAGUCGGUUUUAUACUUUUAUUGCAGUCCUCUAUACAAUGGAGAAGUAUGGAAGUUAAAACUACAAGGCAUUACAACACAAAACGCAUUGCAAUCAAUUUAUCUCAAAGCAGAUUUCCAAGGUUUCAUCCUAAGGCACUUAGUAGGGGAAAUAUUGCUAAUGGAAAGGGACAUCUGGACUUGGUUGCUAGUUUCAUUUCCGAUU